CCCCGAGCCUGCGGGCGGCGCCGAGGCCGAGGAGCGCUCGCUGCAGCGCAUGCUGCGCGCCAUAGCCGAGGAGCGCGGCCGCCUCAGCCUGCGCCGUGAGGUCUGCGGCCUCGGGUGCUUCAAGGAUGACCGCAUCGUCUUCUGGACUUGGAUGUUCUCUACCUACUUCAUGGAGAAAUGGGCGCCACGGCAGGACGACAUGCUUUUCUACGUGCGCCGGAAGCUGGCGUACCCAGGCAGUGAGGGCAGCGUGGACGGGAGGAAGAGGGCCGAGGCGGAGCCCGAGGUGGAGGUGGAGGUGUACCGGCGCGACUCCAAGAAGCUACCGGGCCUUGGAGACCCUGACAUUGACUGGGAGGAGAGUGUUUGCCUGAACCUCAUCCUGCAGAAGCUGGACUACAUGGUCACCUGUGCCGUGUGCACGCGGGCUGAUGGGGGGGACAUCCACAUCCAUAAGAAGAAAUCCCAGCAAGUGUUUGCGUCCCCCAGUAAACACCCCAUGGACAGCAAGGGGGAGGAAUCCAAGAUCAGCUACCCCAACAUCUUCUUCAUGAUCGACAGCUUCGAGGAGGUGUUCAGCGACAUGACCGUGGGGGAGGGAGAGAUGGUUUGCGUGGAGCUGGUGGCCAGUGACAAAACCAACCUGUUCCAAGGGGUCAUCUUUCAGGGCUCCAUCCGCUACGAAGCCCUCAAGAAGGUGUACGACAACCGAGAAGAAGCCACCCCAUGGGCGCUGACUCGGGCCGUCUCCCCAUGUCUGCAGGUGAGCGUGGCCGCCCGGAUGGCACAGAAGAUGUCGUUCGGCUUCUACAAGUACAGCAACAUGGAGUUCGUGCGCAUGAAGGGGCCACAGGGCAAGGGCCAUGCGGAGAUGGCCGUCAGCCGCGUGUCUACUGGGGACACGUCCCCCUGUGGGACUGAAGAGGAUUCCAGCCCGGCCUCACCCAUGCACGAGCGGGUGACCUCCUUCAGCACGCCCCCUACCCCAGAGCGGAACAACCGGCCCGCUUUCUUCUCCCCGUCCCUCAAGAGGAAGGUGCCCCGGAACCGGAUCGCGGAGAUGAAGAAGUCUCACUCGGCCAACGACAGCGAGGAGUUCUUCCGCGAGGACAAUGGCGGGGCUGAUCUGCAUAAUGCCACCAACCUCCGGUCUCGGUCCCUGUCCGGCACGGGGCGGUCCCUGGUCGGGUCCUGGCUGAAGCUGAACAGAGCGGACGGCAAUUUCCUUCUCUAUGCACAUUUGACCUACGUCACUUUGCCACUACAUCGGAUUUUAACAGACAUCCUGGAAGUUCGGCAGAAGCCCAUCCUGAUGACCUAGCCAUGUGCAGAGCCUGCGCAGAGCCCCCCAGCCCUGCCCGGCCCUAGGGGUGCCGCCAAGUGCCUACCUGUCCACCGCCACCGGGGUCUUCUGUGACAGCCCAGCGCCGGAGCCGGAGCCAGGCGGGGCCGCUCGCCUCCUGGGGCCAGGGCCGACUCCACGAACACCAGCCCAAACUGAAGUGCCUCUUUCUCCCCCCGCCGGCUCGGCUCCUGCACCCCCGUGCCCGCCCGCCCACCCC
This is a messenger RNA of Enhydra lutris kenyoni (northern sea otter), 1562 nucleotides long. Its product is annotated as KIAA0930 ortholog. NCBI's taxonomy places the organism in Eukaryota, Metazoa, Chordata, Mammalia, Carnivora, Mustelidae. The transcript has 10 exons. Bases 50 to 1321 code for a protein of 423 amino acids. The record is from RefSeq and is a predicted model, not a curated record.